UUAGUGUUGAGACGUAAUUUACGCGUUUAUGAAUGGUACUGGAGUACUCCCGGAAAAUAAUAUAAUGGAUGGAUACAGUCAAGAGAAAAAAAAUGAACCACGAAGUGGUUCUCAUUAACGUAUGAAAAGUGUAUCUAAAUCUGAUAAAAGAAGAAAAAUAAUACCGCACCGGAGGCCUAAACAUAAAAUCGAUAUUUUUUGAGGCUCAGCGGAGUGCGGUGUGUGGAAAUUAAGCAAAUAAGAAGACAGGCAGGAUAGGGUAUAGAUUUUGGCAAACAAACCCGAAUGGUGGUUUGAUUCGAUUGUAUUGGUCUUCAAGAAUACCUCGAAAUUGAGGAACUAAUAAAAAAGGAAUUUCGUAGCAUAGAAACCGCUGGUACUAGAAGAUGCUGCGAGUUGUGUAGUUGUUAGAUGACAAUAAUAUAUUUGCGCUUGGAGAAAAGAAGAGCAGCCAUCGGUGUGUCGUACAAGUGUUUGAAAUUUAAAUUGAUAGAAAUAGUCUGUAGAAGUGCUCUAAUUUGUAUUGCAUGAAUAUAUGCGGCCAGCGAAAUUGAGAUAAGCAAAUUGCAGGCAAAAGUUUGUGUUUAGUGUUUGUAUAGAGUGUACCGGGGUUUCACGUUUACUUUUUGCCUGCCAACGUGAAGCAAUCCAAUUCUCUUGGUGUAUUUCGGUCUAUUACCUUGAGAUGAUACGAAUGAAAAGCAACUGGCGCAGCAGCAACAAAUGAUUCAUUGGUAUGAAGAAAGUGUCUAAAACGGAGAUGUGUAUUCGGGGAAGUUGCUAUUUAUGGUGAUCGCACAUACAAGCAACUUCGGAAGCAUAAAAGAAAUAAGCAAAUUCUAUAUUGAUUAGAACGGUGAAGAAGGCAACAAUAAUGUUACUUAAUAAGAAAAAUCGAAAAAAAGUUAUGGUGUUUACAUUUUAAGCAGCAUACGUAGGAGAAGGCAGUUCAAUUAUACACAACAUCAGCAUCUCUCAAUGGGCCACGUUUGCUGAAAACGCGAAAAGUAUCGCCAAAUCUUCUGGAAGUAAACUCCAAAUGGUUACAUAUUUUUAUGGCGCUGCUAUUUCGAUACUGCCCUAUAUUUGCUUUAGGACUACUUUUACUGAAUGGAUUUAUAUUUAUUUCAGUAUCUGCUUUUGUGAACAAGGCAGGGCCCGAUCGAUUACGUCUCACGUUGUCCCCUCCGGCACACGUGAUCAUAACAGCGACCAAGAACUCUCCUGUGUAUUUACCAUGCCACGCAGAAGCCGAUAUCGACCCGAACGACUGGGCCGAUUCGGAAAUGGACAUGGAUGACGUAGAGUACGAAAAUACUGCCAACGAGGAAGUGGAUAUUCUACAAUCACCACAAAUAGAGCGCCAGGGGUUCUAUGAAGAUACGAUAGAUCUCAAUAAUCUUGCGCAUGACAACAUCAAUACCAACACAAAUGACAAUGAUCUGGAGGAAGAGGAUGAGUACGAUGAAGAUAACUCCGAUCGGUAUCGUAGAUCGCUAUAUGGUCGGGACGAUUUGAUUGAGUACGUGUGGUAUCGAAAUGGGUUGGAAUUUUUUAGCACAACUUUCCAAAACCAGAAUCAUAAGCAAACGCAUAAGGGAUUUCGUCUCUUUCCUAACGGAACGCUGAAAAUACCCUACAACCGUCAAAUGAGCAAUAUUUCAGCUGGUAUCUAUCGGUGUAAGGCGAAUCUGACAAGGCAUGGUACAGGAUCAAUACUUUCCACCGAGAGUGUGGUUACUGUUGCAUAUUUGGAACGAGACAAUGCCCUUAUAUCCGGAAACAACACUGUAGUAACUACUGCUCACGGGCCUUUGGUGCUACAUUGUCCAUUUGCCAGUCACCCGCCUGCGAACAUCACUUGGAUGGUUAACAGGACACAGAUACUCACCAACAACUACCCACUGGACGCACAAGAAAAUAGGUUCUACCAAUUGCAAAACGGAAGUUUAUUACUCAUAGACAUUAAACCAUCAGACGCCGGAAGAUACCGUUGUAAUGCUACGAAUAAUUACGCUGCAAAGAAUUUUCGUAGCUAUGGCUAUGUUGUCAUAGUUCAGUCUUCUUCUUCAACAGUGGCCGUUGAACGACUGUUACCCAGAAUGCAGCAGCAGGUACAACAUGUUCAUGUUGGUUCCACUCUGAAGCUUAACUGUGCUGGAGAAAUGGGUCGGCCGCGAUGGACAUUUACACCUCGUCGAGGCAAAAUACCGAUUCAGUUGACAAACUUCACCAAUCAACUAUUAUUUAACAAUGUUUCCGCUGAAAGGCACGAAGGGGUCUACAAUUGCUCUCUCGGUGCUGAUUUCCAUGUGUUCAAUGUUACUAUUAUAGUACCACCCAUGUUCCUCAACAAUAUGACCUCAUAUACAUCAUCUGUUGUUGCCUCAAUGUCAUUUAAUUGUAGUGUAAGCGGGAAUCCUCAGCCGAAAAUUACUUGGUUCAAAAAUGGCAGAGAGAUUAAAAACAGUUACAUAAUUCAUUACAACUACCAUAUCCUUCGAAUCCAUACAAUCGAUCCGGAAGAUGAGGGUCUCUACCAGUGUAUUGCCAAAAACGAUGCUGGGGAAAGUAGUGUCUCCAUGUAUCUAUCGAUUCGAGAUAAGGAUAAGUACCGGCGAAUAUCAAAACGACCCGAUAGUAUCCAGUGUUUCCCGCUCGAUACGACUAGUUUAUACGUACGGUUUGAGCGCAGUGUGCAACAGGUCAACACGGAAUAUGUUAUGUACUAUCUCGCUUCCGAUGAUCCAUACAGUUGGUACAGUUCCCCUCCGACUCAACUCUUAACUAACAGCAGUAUGAAGAUUAGCGGACCAAUGGUAGUCCCUUUUCGGAAUUAUACAGUAUACCUGCGUGCUUGUUCCGUAACCAGUGUCCCCGAUGCGGAAUAUGCCGGUCCGGCGGGGAAAAAACAAGUCAUUCCCUCGAAACUGUCCAAAGGCGUCGAGUGCACAUCACAAGGAGUUCCCGUGUUGUCGAUAUUUUUGCGAAACGGCAUCUUUAUCUGGUGGCCCCGCUAUGCUGGUUUAGAACCGACCGCAUAUGUGAUUCAAAUCAAACAUAACGACAAUAGUAACUUGACAUUUCUGACAGAUAAAAUUAACGGAACUAGACAGAUUCUGGAUGACUAUACAACUCAUGAAGAAGUAGAACCGCUAUUGACGAAAAUAAAUGUAACUGUCAGCCAAGUACAAGAAAGCAUUCUGGACGAAAGCAAUGGAAAACGAAAGCGUCGACGUCGCGCAUUUGACAUAGGAAAUAAUCCAAAGCAGAUUUUUGAAUCUCUUACCGGCACUCAACUAGACCCGGAGUCAUAUAAUGGUAAUACGGAUUUAGCCACCCAGGCUAAACACGAUAAAAAGUUUCGUCAAGUGUUGAUUACUCAGGUCAAGGUGUCUGGAAACGUAACAGGGAUACUGUUUCCGGAUACAAAAAACAUAGUCGUAAGGAUCUUAGGAUCGGUUGCUCCUGAUGGAGAGCCAUUGAAGCAAGAUCUUCGUUUCGUGCAGUGGAAGACAAUUGACUCAUCUAUUCGUCGCCCAGAUACGGUAAAUCGUUUCCAAGCAAACCACGUGGAUGCACGAAGUGUACAGUUCACUUGGAGUCGUUUUAUUGCAACCGACCUUAUCAAUAAAUGUUUGACGUUAUGCUAUAAAAACGUUAACCAUGAUGUUUUUAUUAGGGGAGGUUCAAAUCGAGUAAACUGUGUGAACAUACAAAAAGAUGCAACACAUUUCAAUUUGAUUGGAUUACUACCAUUUACAUUGUACAAAGCAUUUCUAAAGCCGUGUCACUCCAAGGAACCGAUCAGCGAUGUGUUGGACUUUCAAACAAAGCAAGACGUUCCUGGACCAGUUACGAACCAUGCAUUGGUGCGAAAGGAUGGACUUGCUCUUACAUGGGGCCCCCCGGAAAAUAGGAAUGGUAUCUUGCAGGGAUACCUCAUUGAAUGGGUUGACAAAGACAAAGUACACAGCGCAGUAAAUUUGACAGUUAGCGCAAAUCACUUUCAGUUCCCCAAUGUUUCCACUGAUGAGAAAAUCAACAUUUCUAUUAGAGCUAUCGGCAGCACUGGUAUUGGUAUACCAAUUUAUAUGAAUCUUUUGAACCAUGUAGAUGUAACGUACGAGAAUGAACCAGUUGUGCACAUUCCUUGGAUAGAAAUAAUGAUUGGAACGCUUAUUGUCAUGUUUCUACUACUAUUUUGCAGUCUUUUGUUAGUACAUAGAAAUCAUUGCAAAAAAAGACGCCGCAAUCAGGCGGCGACUGCUGCAUCAACGGCAAUGCAAAUCCACUCCGCAAGUUGUAAUGCUGACGUUCAUGAAAUGCAAACAUUGAUCAGGACACCAGAGCAACUACCAGUAUUAAUACCAAACGGAAACUAUAAACAACAUCAAACCCAGAAAUCCAUGACUCAGCCACCUAUCGUAAAUAACUUAGAGGGAGCUAGGGAUCCUAACGUAGCCUUGAACCUUAUUACAAGUUCUGGUACCAUAAAUGGAAAAUCUCAACCAUUGUCAUCCAACAAAAAUGGGCUUGUACCACAGACAAACAUUUCUUCCCUCACAACAACUACACUACUUCCAAUUCAACAACCAUCAGUAUCCUCACAAGUUUUAGGUAGAAACAUAAGUAUACAGUAUAAAAGUCCGUUAAAGGUUAGCACUAGCAGUGAAGAUCCCAUCUUCGAUUUACAACAACAAGGAAAUUUCGCCACUAGUAGUAAUAGUAUUUAUAAUAGUCUCAAUAGUAGUUAUUUGAAUGUUCAUCAGCACUGUAACACAAAAGCUGCAGGAGGCUGCAACAGGAAGGACAAACAUAACCAUUCAAAUAUUGCGGGUGUAAGAGUUCGACUGCAACCGAAACAUUCCUCUAGAACGAAUGACGCUACCAUUGCAGCGGAACAAGUGCCAAGUUCUGCUGCUACCUCGACGUCGCUCUCGUCUGCCUCAAACUUCUCAGGCCUAUCAUCCGAUUCGAGUGGUUCGAAUGUCUCCUCCUGCUCUUGUAACACACAGUCGCGCCGAUCCCAUAAUUCUAUUAGAAAUUGCUGUACCUCUAACCAUAGCAACAGCAGUAAUGGAUAUAUUGUCCUUGGUGCAGCUCCUGUUGCAUUGAAUGCAACCCCCGUGGGAGUACGCAUUACCGAGAAUCCACAGUAUUCAAAAAGAAACAACAUAGUGGGACACCAUUCUCCAUCAGCCGUACUGAACACUUCGUUGUUCGAUAGUAGCCAACACAGAUUAUUAGAUUUAACAAUAGAUAGUAAUAGUGUAGAACCGUAUGCCGAUGACGUAACUAACUGUGAUCAAAACGAUUAUGCUAUCCAACCAGCAACUGAAACCGUUUAUACGUGUAACGAAGAUUCCCCAGAUGAACUCCGGUUGCAGCAGAAAACCGCGCAAAAUCACCUCGACUCUGUAGAAAGCACUCUGGAAGAGGACGACAACAACAAUGAACAGCAGUCAAACAGCGCGAUAAACGACCACCACAGUGAAUGUGUACAACUUCGUCGUCAGCAAUUACUCGACCCAAGGCAUUUGACAUAUUGCUGCACUGAAAGUAGUACUGCCAGCGCAAUUGAAUGCACUCUCGAUAGCAGUCACGAGAACGGUGAUUUUGAUGACGGUAAUCAAGUUGGUGAUACGGACAAUACAUCGUCGUUGCUGGAUGAUAGCAACCUCAGUUCCAAACCACUGCACCAGCAGCACACAUCUAAUUGGAGCUUCAGGCGUCCAAUAGUCGGACCGAACGGUUAGUUACACCGGCAUCGUCAUUUCAUCAUGUAAUCACCAUCAUUGUAAGCAAGUAAGAUGACUUAUAUACUUCACUUUAUCAUGCAUUUCGGCUUAUUAAAAAAAAUUAUUUUAUUUCUAAUAUAAUAAGUUGCAGUAAUGGUUGAUUGAGAAACAGAACAUUGAAUCACAUGUUAGAGGCUUAUUCCAGUUUAUACUGCAGUUUAAAUAAUUCAAACUAAGAUAUUCGGCGUUUAAUGUUGACGAUCCAAUAAUACUUGUUCUAUCAAAAUGCUCAUUUCGAAUGAUCGAAAGUAAAAAAAAACACAGUGUUUGGAUUUAAUAAUUUGCAAAAAAAAAUUAAUCGGUGUAAUCGCUAUGUUUAAGAACAAUUUUCAACAUUGAUGUUCGAAAUUACCUGCUUUCUAUCCAGUCAUCUGUCACGAUCACAAUGAAAACCAACGUACCUAAAUGCAAUAGAGGUUAAAUUGUAAGUUAAAAUUGUUCUCGAGAAUAAAAUAUUAGUUGCUACGAAAAAAGUAAAUUAAUGAAAUACGUUAUAACCGUACACGACGUGCUAUGGGAAAUGAAUCUAAAAUGUGUAUGUUGGAAACUGUUGGCAUAGCACCUUACUAUAUAUGGAUUAAAUCAAGAUGACAGUUUAAAGAGAGUAAAGUAAUCGGAAAUUCAUAAAAAUAAGCAUAAGAUGUAUAACAAUCUGGUACCUGAGACAAACAGUAGAAUAUAAGAUAAAUCAUCAAACAAUAGCACUGUAAGACAGCAGUUUAGCGAGAACUGAAACUAUGGAAACACAACAAUACUGGCAAAUACUACCUAUACUACCUAAUGACUGGUUUAUUGGCAAAUUUUUACUGUUUGUAUAGUUUCCAACACUAAAUUAAGUUCUCAAAAUUCGAAAGGAUCGCUAAAUCACAUUUUUGUAGAAAAGCUUCAACUUCUAAACUAUUUUGAGCAACAGGAGAACGAUGCGCAUUUUGUAAACGAAUAUUAAGAACAGCUAAUUGAAACAUUAAAACUAAUUUAAUAUACAUAACAACUUAACACAGAUAGUAUGAGUAUCGGAAUUAAAUUUCGAAUAGCUAUCUAACGCUUAAAACAGAAAUUGUGAUUUAAACUGUUAUGCAAACCAAUUGAAUUGUAGUUACGCAGAUACGAAAGAAGAGAUACGUGUGUCAUGCUGAGGUCAUUAGAUUUAAUCAUUACUUUUCCUUAAUCGGUGGAACGGAUAAGUCCAUCUCUCAAGCUCGCAACUAAUGUGUACUCGAAUAUUGGCAAUUGAAAACAUGAUUUGGCAACUGCAAUGGAACAGGGGAUCGAAACAGAUAGAUCAACGGCAAAGAAACGUAUUUAACGUGCCUUGCUUGUACAAAUCGACACAAGAAAAUAUAAACAGUAAAACUAUAUUAUUAUAACGAAAAAAUGCCACUUAAACGCCACAUAGGCGUUGCUCUCAAAGAUCCACUUUAAUUCAAUUUUGUUAUUUGGUUCAUCAUUUGUUUCGUUGACUAGGUUUGUAAUUUUAUUUUCCACAACUUUUGCAAGAACGAAUUAACAAUAGGACGGGUAAAUCAACCUCAAUUUAUCACAACUUUUCGAAUCCUUUAAAAAUUGUCGGAGCUAUGAUUGGAGUUAUCGCGAGACGUUUUAGUGCCAUUCAUAGUUUCGCGUAGAAAUGACAACAAAAUGAAAAUUAGGUAGUAGGGUGGUAUUACAUUUUCAAACACACGUGCAAUAUUAAUAAUAAGGACAAAGGUAAAUAAUAUACCCUAUUUACCGAAUCUCGGUUCGAAGACUUGACGGAAAACUUUAGAUAAGAUAUACCUGAGAACAAUGGAUAUAGUCCAAUAGCUUAUUUCCAUCUGAUUUGAUACAUUAAAAAGACAUACCUAAAGUUGAAAUUUUUUUUGCAUGGAUGAAUCAUUGAACACGUUCUAUUCAUUAUCAUUAUUAUAUUGCCAAUUUGAAACAGGAAAAAAUUUGAACAGGAAAAGGUUGCUAUAACAGAACAAAAAAUGCAAUCGCGCUGUUCCAACUGUUUCGCAGGUUCACCAUAAAUGCAAUUGAAACGGGGUAGUUAUAUGAUGAAACCAACAAAACAAAAAAACUGUCUGUGUUUGAUAUAUUACUGGCUUACAGAAAAAUAUUGUUUAUAACACUAGUAUACAGUUAUUUUCUGACAAUGGUUUGAGUAACAAGUUCCUUAAAAAUAUAGAAAAACCAUUUUUGCCAAAGUGCGCGAAAAUACAAAACAAUCUAGCUUGAAAUUUAUCACAAUGAUUCUACAUGAUAUGAGCUGCCUGAUAUAAAAAAUAGGAAGACAGAACUGUCUUCGUAAAACCACAUACUAAUAAAUAUAACACUCAAAAAACAUUUACACCCGUUUUAAGGUUAUUUAAAAUGCAUUUUUAGUUGGAACUGGGCUUAUGCAAUGAUGGCGCUACUGAUAUAUGCGCAGGUAAAUGGGGAAUAAAGCACUAGUGGAAAAUUAUUCCAGAACAUAAGGAAUAAGCCAUUUGCAAAUGAGUGCCUGUGAUCAUGUAUAAAAGGUGGAGCUAAUAUUCUGGCAAAAUCGGCGAAUCGAUAUUUUUGGAGGAAUUUUCCCAUAGUUGUGGUAAUACCUCCUUCGCUCGUAAGAAUUGUUAAUAAGGUUCACUUCCAAAAAAGUCGGCAAGGAUAAACCUCCGGUGUAUAAAUUAGUCAAGCUGUGUGAUAUGGUCUCGAACUUUAUGGCCCAUACUCAUUUUCAGAUUCUAUGACGCACCUCUUGUGCAUUACAAUGUCCCAGACGUUAUGACGUAGCCCGUUUCGAGACCUUACGACCUGUGACGUUAUAACGUAGUGCCCAUUACAACGCAGCAGCACUUUGGACGUUGUGUCUUAAGAAUGAUUUCAGAUCUUUUUUUUGCUGUUAUUUUUGGCUAAGACCAAGAUUGGUUAUCUCGCCGAUUUCAGAUCUUUUGACGCAUUAUCGUUUUCGGAUGUUAUGGCGCACUGUUUGAACCACUUGGACUACAUACGGGAAACGUGUUAUUUAAGCCAAUAUAUUCUGAUUCCUGAUAGCGUAAUAUUUCUUGUCAAGUGCAUGUCAAAUGCGGUGGUAACUCUGUUGAAUACUCUCCAAAGCCAGCAAUAGCGCUAUGGCGACCUUAAGGCUAGUUUACAGUUCGGGAAAUGGGUCACGGGAUUUCGCACGUAAUUUGCGUCGGGAUUUGAUCAGGGAAAAUUUCCCGCCGAGAUCUCUCCAAACUGUUAAACCAAAAACUCUGCUGCUCUUUAAAAAUACAAACAGUAUCAAACUUGCAGCGAAUUGCAAACCUUAUAACAAUACUAUUUUCCCCGUCGGCAACAAUUUGUGUUGAAUUGUUCCCGGCCGGAUUUCUGUGUGGAGAGUUUUAAAAUCCCGUUAUGUUUCCCGCGGUUGGGUUUACACUUCAGGAAAACUGUCAUUUUUGUGUAGACUCAUUUCCUGUCACGGGAUUUGAAAUCCCGAGCUUCCAUACACAGGGACCCAAAUCCCGUGACACGUUUUCCGAACUGUAAACUAGCCUUUAGUUGGUUCUCCUAAAAGGCAUACGCAGGAGGGAGUUAUUACGUAGAUCUAGAAUGCGGAUCCAGAUCCAAGCGUUCGAGAAUUGUUGUAGAGCAAUCCGCUCUGAAAUUUGAAAUUGAUGAUGAUGAAGAUGGUCCCACCUCAUACCCCUACGAAGGUGUGAGCUGAACAAUUUAUCUAAUAGAUAAUUGAUAUUUUGACACAUGACUAAACCAGUGAACAAAACAAAUAUGGAGUGGUUAACAGUUCAGACAUAGAUUUUCCUUCAAAAGACCGCAACCAAAUAGGCUUCAAAUAUUUCGCAAACAACCAGAGUCCAUCAAGCACAUUUCCAUCCCGGGAAGAUGUUUGAUGGAAUCGAGAAUUGAACCCAAUAUCCUCAAUUUUCGACAAUAACAAGCAAGACUCCUCCCGCCUGACCAAUAUAUCGCUACUACCACAUACACAAAUAGAAAGAAUCGAGUAUGGUGGCAGUGUAGAGCCCAGCCGAUUUAUAUCAUCAACGUCAGACCUCAGACUAAUCUACCACUAACCCAAGGCAAUCAAGAGAAACUCCCAACUGGGAAUAUCCUAGAUUGAUCGGGAAUUGAACCCGAAGUCUUGUCAUAUCAGAAAGAAUCACUCUGGCGAACAGUAAGUCCGAGACGAAUAGGGCUCGAGAGUAGUCGCUCCGGGUGCUGAAAGUAUCGAUUCAGGGUACUAGAUACCUUCAGCAUAGAGUUCGUUGCAAGAAUUGCAGCAUUAUUCACGAAAAUUCGGUUGAUGAAUUACCCCAAAAAAGGAGUUCGACUCGCGACAGCAGCGGCCUGUUGUGUAAGUCAAUUGUUGCAGUAGCGGAGAAUGGAUACAGUUAAUCCUUUUUUUGUUUUUUUUCUGGAAUCAAAUUUUUGAUAGCAAAGCUAAAGUGUGUACAACUGCGUACUAUGUUGCCUAUUUCUAUAUUUCUAAAAACCACUGUUUCUGUAAAUGAUUUCGACGAUUACACAAAAUAUUCAUGAAAUACUACGAAAAUUCUUUUAAAGGUUUUUUUUCCUGUCGGUAACAUGCAUGUGGUUUGCUAAAUUAGCAAUGCAAUUUGUACUGUAAUAGCUGUGGAUAAUAUUCAAAUCUAUAAACAUCAUGUUCUGUCAAUAAUAUUAAUAGUUUUGAAGAAAGUCACGUCGGCUAUUUACGGUAUAACAGUUUUGUUUGGUUAGCUUUUUUAGUUCACGAAAAAACCUUUGAAUUUAAAAAAAAAAUUAAAUACUUUAUUUAAAUACUUUUUUCCUAUACAUAAUGAAAAUGUUGGAGAGUGCUAAUGAUGGGGAUCGAGAGAACCGAAUGUUACAGGGAUGAAAAAUAUCUGUAACAUUCGGUUGUAUGAUAUAAACGAAAUUUAAAAUUUUAUGUGAAACUUUUAUUGAUAAUCGAAAUAUUAGAAAGCUAUUUGGCCUAACAAAAUAAUCAAAAAUUAAAUUUAAAGAAAAAACUUAAUAAGAAUUGUUACAAAUUUAAUAACAAGUAGAUGACUUUUGAAUUUUUAUUACAUUAAAGGAUUUUGCGAUAAAAUAUUGAGAUAAAAAAUACUCGAUCUUCGAAUUAACAGUAUGAAUGAGGAAAAGCAGCAGUUUCCCGUGAUUUUUUUAAAUUCUGCCGUAUAUAUUAACAGAAUUUACAUACAUAAAAACAACUGCAUUACUAAGUUGGCAAACCACAUGUACAUUACAGAGAGAAAAACAAAACCAUUUUAAUAUAUUUACCCUAAGUUCUUAUGAGUUUAUUGAGUAACUCAUUGAAAUCACUUAAACGGCAAAAGCUAGAAUUUUUAGAACAUAGCAUCCUAAGCAGUUUUAAACUAAAAAAGCCUGUCAAAUGAGAUAAAUGCACUUUCUCCUUAAUAACCGUUGUCAAAUGUCUGUUAUUUCAAACCCAGUUUGCCAUAUGGGGUACACCACUUUUAGUCCAAUGCUGUUCGUGUGAAAAAGGAAAAUUCCUAGUUUGAUAAUAUAGCUUAUGAAACUCGGUACAGAUGUUAUUUAGACCAAAACAAUUGAUUUGGUCCAUAACUAGAAAAUUUUGGCCCCUUAAAACCCAAAAAAAAACACUUAAAAACUGCUUGAUUCAAAUUAAAAGUUUGUAUGUUUAAUUUCCGAAAAUCUGUGGACGAUCUCAAUUGGAUCUCGACGGCCAUCGAGAACGUACCUCAAUCUAAACCAGAAUUACCUCUUAUAUCACAAUUUCAAUGAUCUGCAUUCUUAUAUCUCAAUUUCAGUGAUCUGUAUCUCUGGAAUCAGAUGCUUGAUUUUUAAAAUCCAUUUUUUUACUUGGACUUCGAGUUGCCGAAUAAAAACAGCAGGGACAGAUUAAGGAAACCCCGAAAAUGUUAUUUUUGGAAGUAAUUAACAUUCACGAGUUAACCAUAUCGUGAAGAUCCGUGAGCAGGUUCCCGGUAGCCACCGAUGUCCAGCUCUUUCUGGUGAACUAAGGAAACUAAAAACAAUUGUGCCAAUUUUCUUAACUUUAUCACAAAGUGCAGUGGCGGAUCCAGGGGGAGUGUCCUGGGGUUCUGGACCCCUCCCGAAAAUUUUCAACUUUUGAGAAAUUUUAAAUUAGUUUGAAUUUUAUAUUAGUUUCAACUCUAAAUAUUUUCAAGCCAAAUUUGACCAUUAUUAUUAUUAUUAAAUGAGGUUUUUACAUAUUGUACAAUUUUAAAAUCGAAAUUUCCAACAUCUCCUAAUUUUUUUUCUGGAUCCGCCGAUCUCUAGGAUAAUAAACUUCGUAUCAAAAUCCUUAUCAUUUUUAAGCGUGAGAUAGAUGUUCUGAAUAAUUAUAAUCCAUCCUAACAAAGCGCUGUACUGCCUAUGAUCGCAAAUCAGUCUCAUAAAGGUAGGAAAUCCCAUUAAAAAUUGAAAAAAUAUAUGAUCAUGGGCAGUAUACUGAUUUCGAAGUAUUUUUUUAUCCAAUGCAUCUAUCUAGCUCCUACCUAUCAUUACCCACUAUUUACUUUGACAUGCAUACGGUGAUGAGCCUAUUUUCACCGUACUAAGCAAGGUGCCUCACUAAUUCGGUAAUUUCUUGCCUUACAAUCAAUGGAAUGCGUAAAUUGACAUCAACCGCUUUGCUUCGUUGUUAAGAACCAAUAUAAUAAAACAAAUACGUCGAGAACAGACGUAUUUGUUUUAUUAUAUUGAGAAAUUCUCGUGUUUGAGCACAAUGAAAAUUCGAAUCGAGUGCCCCUAUUGUUGCGCUACCAUUUGACGCAAUGCGUUGAACAAAGAUGACAGACACUGCUCUAUCCAACGGCUUCAAAUGGGUGGGGUGAUAGUAGAAACAUGGCGCAAAUAGGCUCAUCACCCAAUAUCCAAAUACCGAUCGCUUGAUUUACAGUUACAAUAAAAAAAUGGAACAGUCCAUUGAAGAACCCCACACAAGAGUGAAACACAGGCUUGAUUACAGAUUAAAUCAUCUAUUGAAAUAAUGAACAUUUCAAUUUGUUGUCAUUUCUCUAAAUUCCAUGUCAAUAAACUAAGCAGAAGUUGUUUUUAAAUGAUAGUGUUGAUGACACUGAGCUUCUAUCAAAACAAUUUACUAAAACUUAAGAAAUGUGUUCACAUUUUUACUUGAAUUAAAAUGUGUUGUCAACAGAAAUGAAAAUUAUUUGCAUUUCGUCAGUUAAUGUGCAAAAACACCGAGCCAAACUCAUAGAGUCACAUAAUCGAUGAGAAUAGAAUUUGGCAAAAGAAACAUUUUAGGAUGAACAAUCUUCACAAAAAACUCUUUGACACACAUCAGAAAAUCUGAAUAUCGAGUACACGGUUUAAUUAAAAAAUAAUAAAAUUUGACUAUUUAAACGACAAUCGAUCGCAUGCACAUGCGCAUAAAGCAAAAUUACUGAUGAUUCGAUUUAACAUGCUAGGGUGGGUGCUCCUAUAGUUGAGGUGUACCAAUAGUUGCAGUAGUGGGUUAUACGCCUAACUAAGGUACCAACCAUCAACAAAUAUGUUUUUAUCGAUUCAUCGCACUAAAAUUAUGCGACAAUAAAACUGUUAAAAUAAAUUUGCUCAAAUAACUAUGGAAAAAAAUGAUUUUCUUAGAAUUUUUAGCUCCCUUGCACCUAUAGUUUAUAUAGUGUACCUAUAGUUGCAAGUCCCAUAAGAAAGCAAUGGGAUUUGCAACAAUAGGAACCGAAAUUAGCGAUUGCACCACUAUUGGUACAUGUGUUCCUAUAGUGGUACAAGCGGUUUUGAAUACAUAAAUUGGCUAUUAAACCAUCUUUAUAUUUUUCCUAUGAAGUAGGGACUGAAAGCUUUCGUUUAAUGUAUUAACAUUGCCCAUAGGUCUAUUCAUCGAUUUUUUGUCAAAAGUUUUCCUUAAGUAUGCGACUAUUGGUACAUCCACCCUAGCAGUGAAAAUUGAUCAUGGGAUUAUGACUAGUGUUGUAAUGUCGAAUCUGAUGGGAGUCGAUAAAAUAUUCAACUCAAAAAGAAUUAUCUAUCGUUCUGGAUUCAAUCCCAUCACCUCAGGCUGAUGUUCCUUUAAUCAUCAUCAGCGUAUACGACAAUAAUGUCUAAAAGCUACAUACACUUCCCAAAACUAGAAUAUACUAGAUUAUUCCUCUUGAAAUUGUUCAUCCUACAAAGUUGUUCUUGAAGAAUGCUAUUCAUUCCGGCUUAACAUUUCGAUAGUGAACUAACCGCUUCUGAAAAAUUUUAAACCGGCGGAUUUAUCAGGUCCUGAAAAUCGUAUGUUUCAAACAAGACGCGAUUAUACGAGAUUGAUAAUUCUUAUAAUUUCUAUUAUCCGAGAAAUCCGCCCAACGUUUUAUUUGAUUUAAGAAACCAAUUCGAUUGGGCCCCAAUUUAAUCACAAACGAAAAUUGAUCGCUUAUAUAAUUAUUUUUCAUGCUCCGAAGUGCAUUUCUACAAAUGAAAAUGGCAUUAUUCAACGAACAAAUUAAAUAGAAUCUGUCUAAGAAAAGCACGGACAUUAUUUUGCAUUUUCUGACAAGCGAAAUUUAUUGUAAUCGAAGUGUAUGUAUCUACAAUAAUUAGUUUCAUCAGCAUGAAUGUAGAUAACAAUUACUAUCAUAUAUGUUUAGGUAUCCCUAACUAUAAAUUAAUUCUAUAGUUGAACAAAGUUACCAUUAACAAUGCACUCCAUUUUAUGUUUUACUCGGUAUUUAUUUUCAUAUAUAGGUUUUCUAUGAUAUCAAUCAACUCAAUCAUUCUGCACAAUUUCAAUCCUCUGUUCUGUAAAGCUCACUAAGACAUAUCACCAAAACACAAUCAUCCACAGUUACUGAUACUCGCAGCAAAACACCUCCCAUUAUUUUCCAAUCCAUCCGAUAUAUAAUAUAUUCACCCAUCCCCACCGCACAAAUACACAAGAAAACCAAAUAGAAUCAUUAGAUGGAAGUAUCAUCAUUACUCGCCACACUCGAAUACAUCUAUAGCCAAAGCAUUUCUCAGAUAUUGUUUUUAGAUGUAUAAUAGCAAACAGAUACAUUCACACACUCAGAGUAGUGUCCGGUAACAAGACAGGAAAUAAUUCAUAAUUCGCACCACACAACAAGGCUUUUCGUGAACGUUUUUCACAUUCCAUAAUUCCGUAAAAUGAGUUACAACUGACAGUCGGUAAUUUUAUCCAUUGUUUCCUUACAAGAAAUCGAAUAGUAUUUAUUAUUAUCAGUUCUUUUAACUGUGUUACUUUCAGUUUAAGCGAACCCAUUAAUUAUGAAAGAAUUAUUUAACGAAACAGAAGAACAUUUUAUUUAUUUCACCCCUCCCGAACAGAUACACCCAUACAGAUGCACCCGAAUCAAAAUAUAGCAAAGUUGAUUAAUUGAGGAACAAAUUAUUUUGAUUCAACUAUACUUAAUCAAUCAUACAUAUUCAUUUCCUAAGAACAAUUAUUGAACACAGAGCAAGUAAAGAGAUCGAACAAACCGUACAGGAUAAUAAAGAUUGCGAAGCAUUAUGUUUGAAAACUAUUAUUUUAUACUUAAUCUGUUAGUUUUCACAAGUUAACAAGGCUAACGAAAUAACCGUAAUUGUUUUAUUUUUAUAUUAUCAUCUUGUUUUCAAGCAAGGCAAGCGCGAACGAAUGAUUGCAUUUUUGGAUGAAUUGUUAUCUACCUCAUAACAGCAAGAUCAUUUUAUGACUUUGUUUUUAAAUUCUAGUAAGAAAAUACAUAAUAAACGAAGUAAUUUUAUUAAUUAAUUUUAGUUAUUCGUGUAUAAAAUAUACAGUAUACAAUAAAUUAAAUAUA
This is a messenger RNA of Topomyia yanbarensis, 15553 nucleotides long. It is a transcript of the gene plum, whose product is annotated as protogenin. The transcript has 9 exons. Lineage: Eukaryota; Metazoa; Arthropoda; Insecta; Diptera; Culicidae. Gene Ontology annotation, biological process: homophilic cell-cell adhesion; axon guidance; dendrite self-avoidance. The record is from RefSeq and is a predicted model, not a curated record. Gene Ontology annotation, molecular function: cell-cell adhesion mediator activity. Gene Ontology annotation, cellular component: plasma membrane; axon. The coding region runs from base 1056 to 5759 and encodes 1567 amino acids.